GAGUCGGUUCGCUCAGCUGACUCGAUCUUCCUGUCAUAUGAAUCCCUCAGGAACUCGACGGAACCGGAAGGCGCGAUGACGUAUUGGGCUCUCUCUCUCUGUGCUCCGGGCGCAGGACAACAAACAGCGACGGGAAACAAACAAACUCUAAACUUUAUUAAACUUCUUACCGGACCUUCCAGCGCGCGCGGCGGGGCCACCGCGGCAUGAGGAGCCGGUUCUGAGCUGAAGCGGCGGCGGCGGCGCGGCGGUGAGGACGGGCUGAUGGAUUCGCGGUAUGAGAUCCAGCGGAGGGCCGGCGGAGGCGCUGCUGGGUUCGGCGGGGGCUCCGCCACCGGCUCCCCGGCUCUCGGAGCCUCGGCUCGCCGCAGGAAAACACCGCCCAGACCGGCGGACUAUAAACUCCAGAUCAUUAUUAUCGGCUCGCGCGGGGUGGGGAAGACCAGCCUGAUGGAGAGAUUCACGGACGACACGUUCUGCGAGGCGUGCAAGUCUACCGUGGGUGUGGAUUUUAAAAUAAAGACAGUGGAGCUGAGAGGGAAGAAGAUCAGGCUUCAGAUCUGGGACACAGCUGGCCAAGAGAGGUUUAACAGCAUCACUUCAGCCUAUUACAGAGGAGCUAAGGGCAUCAUAAUAGUCUAUGACAUCACCAAGCAGGAGACGUUUGAAGACCUGCCCAAAUGGAUGAAAAUGAUCGACAAGUAUGCGUCAGAGGAGGCUGAGCUCCUAUUGGUCGGGAACAAGCUUGACUGUGAAUCUGACCGCAUCGUCACGCGACAGCAGGCAGAAAGGUUUGCCUCACGGAUAUCAGGGAUGCGUUUCUGCGAGGCCAGUGCCAAGGAUAACUUCAAUGUGGAUGAGAUCUUUCUUAAACUAGUGGAUGAUAUCUUGAGUAAGAUGCCUCUAGAAGUGCCCAGCAGGGAGCUCUCCAACAGCGUCCUAUCUCUCCAACCGGAACCGGAGGUGCCCCCGGAGCUUCCCCCUCCUCGUAUGCGCUGCUGUUGAUACCCCUGCAUUUUUUUUUCUUCCUUAUACCCAACACUCUUCCCACCACUGCUCCAUCUCCUGUUAUCUGCCCUGGACCUGCACCUGCAGUUACAGCUUCUGACCACCAGAGGAAGAAAUGCACCUCCUACCAACAUCCAGGGGGAGCAGAGACCAUAGAGCGCAUUCUCCUCUCCUUAUGUAGGGCAGAAUAAGAAAAGACUGACUCUGCAAACCUAAACUAAAAGCCUCUGUUCUGUAAGAAUCCAUCGCCUGUAAGAAUCUUCCACUGGCAUGUCCUCCUCCUCCUCCUCCUCUGUAGAAUAUAACAGUUUCCGUUGCACACCCCUAUAGACUCUCAUAAGCACAUAAAUAACACAGAUUGAUCAGGAUAUUCUGCUUCAGCUGUGUGCAUUUAUAUAUGGACGACCUCCUCACCACAUACACACACAUACACAUACCCCUUUACUAUAAUACCCCUCCGACCCACCCACUCUACCUCUAUAAUUCAGGAGGCCCAAGGUUGGGGUGUCUUACAGGUGCCUUCUAGGUAAACAUCCACUCCCUCUGUUUUGAUGCUACGCACUGUUCUGGAGAAGAAGAAGUGGGGUAGGUAGGAGAUGACGGAGUCUUUCUAAUCUCACAAGAAGUUCAAGCUUAGUUUUAGUUAAGGUUUCAUUCUCUUUUCUGUACAGCUAUUUCAACAGACAUCAUUACAACACUGUGCAUAUAAAAAACAUUUAAUGGUGCCCUUUUGUAAUGUCCUGACACUAGUAGUGAAAGGUUUUGUUUAGGCUUUAGAAACAUUAAAGCUGCAAGUUAGUUGCAUUAAGUUGCUACAUCUUAUGAUUAUGAUCCAAAUGGUCUGUUUUGAAUCCAAUGAUUCAUGUUUGUUGAAUCAUUAUGAUCCCUUGAUUAGACCCCUCCAUUCAUCCCAGCAACCUCAGAAACUCCUCUAAUACAUUUGAGGUUGGUUUUGGGUGAUCAAAUUAGGCUAAUAUUGCCAGGUUGCAACUAAGAAUCAAUAUUGUUUGCAGGUCUAAUGUGUAUCAGUACUGAACUAAUGUGUUUAAAAAAAAAUGUUUGGCAAAAAAUCAGUAUUGCACAAUUUUUCCACUUGGACCCCGAAUCAACCAUCAAUCAAAAUACAAACAUUUGAAGCCCAAAUUUAAUUUUGUUAAUUUAGCAAUAGAGCUAUGAGGCUAAUGUUGCUAGCAAACAAUAUCAAAACAUGCAUUUUUUUGCUGGCCAACUUGUCUUGCAGUUGCUGUUUUAAUUGUGUGGUCUGAUUGUAGGAGUCCUGAAGAUAUAAUUUGUGUUGAAAUGUUUGAUUGAUUAGAGAUCAAAAAUCAAACAAAGAAUCCUAACUAUGAUUCUUUUAUUACCCAGUAAUGAAAUCCUUGAAUCAAUUUGUGGGCAAUUUAAAAAGACAACAUAAAAUGUGGCAUUGUGGGGACAGUGGAUGUAAAUGUAUUGAGACAGCAGCAGAUUUUAACUUCAGCAGCUGUUCAUAAGCUGUUUAUUUACAUGUGAGCUAUCGAUACCUAUUAGGAGGCAGUGGUUGGGAGGAUUAACUACACAACCUCCACAUAUAUUAUACAGCCUGUCAGUAUUAUUGUUAGUAUUGUUGUAAAUUGAUUUCCCCUUCUUACUCUUUAUCUCUCUCUCUCUGUUAUUAAGGGGCAGGACAGCCUUGCACUACAACCAACACCUGUAGCUAGCUGAGGACUAAGCCCGAAAAGCUGAACAUGACUAGGCAGACUGUGUACAGAAGAGUUCAGAGCAGUAUUAAUGUUACUGUUGCUGCAGUAUAAUCCACUACUACUGCUAAUUUUGAUUUUAGAGUUACAGUUUUGAUUCCUGGCCCAACAGAAGAAAAAUGUAUGUAAAUGUUUCAGCUAAGGACGAAGCACAACAUAUAUAUAUAUAUAUUUGACAAAACAAACAAAAUGCUGAAUACAGAAUGCUAUUUUCACGUUUUCAUUUGUUUUGCCCAUAUUUUUUUUCACCGUUACAUGAAUCAAACACUAUAGGCCUGUCACAGUAGCAAGUGUAUUUGAACAAUAUAUUGUUUCAGAAAUAAUGGCGAUAAAAUACAAGUGGAAUAACAACCAGAUCCAACAAUUGUUUUAUAAUAAUGCAUUUAAAAUAUACUUAAAUAAGCAAUUAUUUAAUAUGAAUAUUCAGUCAUUUAAGGUUGGUAUAUAUUUAAAUAAUAAUAAAGAAAUAAAAAUGUUAAUAAAAUGACUAGGUUUCUUUUAAACCUAGUUGACCGGUUCAUUCAUAUGAUCAUUCAGUGAUCUAUUUUCCACAAGUAAACUCAAUAAAAAAUAUAUAAAUAAAUAUAUAUCUCAUUAACAUUAAUAUUGUGACAGGCCUGAAAAAGACUAAAUGUAUUUAAAAAUAAAAUAUAAAAUGUCAGUUUAGUUCCUUUAAUUAAGUCUUUGAAAUUGUUAUUGUUUGGUUUAAAUUAUUCUUUUUUUUGUACUUAUUUACUUACUUUCAGCUUUUGUUGGAGCCAGCUAAACAUGGACCUACAAGAUUUAAGUAAAUAGUAAUGAAUGUUAACAUAGUUUAUGUAGUUUACGGACAACAAACUGUUUUCAAAAUGUCUCUAUAGAUAAAAUAUAAAAAAAUUUCACUUAUUCAUUUGAACACUGAAAGUAUUGCCAUUUUCUGACAAAUAAUUUGAGUUACCAAAUGUUUUUGUUAGAGCCAGUUAAACAUGGACCUAUUUUAUGUAACUAAAUAGUUCUGCUAGUUUAGGUCCUGUAAACUCAUACUCUAUAUACAGGUCAGUGGAAUGAUUAAGUAUAAAUAUUGCAUUUCUGAACAUCUUAAAAUACUAAAUUUUGUUGUCUUUUAUAGAACAGAUAGUGCCACGGGAGACCAACAGAUGUUUGCCCAGCUGUUUGUGUGUCAUGCGCUUAAUUAACACAUGCAAUAAUUUUUGACACAUUUCUUAAAAAUUAGAACUAGAAGCCCAUUGACUCAAAACACCUACAGUUUAAGCCAAUGAGACGGGGUUUCAGAAAUGCAAGUGCUCAAUGAUCUUAGUUUGAGUGUUCCGUUAAUGAUGGUUCACAAAUAUUUAGUCUUCAUACUUUCACUUGUUUGCAUCUGGCCAAAAUUCCAGUUGUGCCUAUUGUAUUGGUAAUUACCAUAAUGUGCAGUAUUAUAUAAAGGGAGGAAGAGCAGUAAUAACGAUGACUUGUUUUGUUAGUGUCUUUGUUUGCAUUGUAUAGAGAGUAAACUGAUGUAUGUCGGCUAACCGAGGGCCUGAUUUGUCACGUCAUGGGUUUUCUUAAAAAAGGAAAGUACUACUUAAGUUUAAGUGAAGUUUAAGUCAAAACUAGUAUUGUUCUAUAAGGUGGGUUUAAAUGAAUUAAAUGUAAAGGUAAAUUGUGAUCUGAUUCCAUGGGCAAUUCAAGCUAGACACCACCGGCCAUUAAAUCAUUAAAAUUCACUGCUCUGUCCCAUCCAUCUGCACUUACUGUAAUCAGGAUCAGCAUUUUAGCAUUUAUAGUGGUAAAGUACAUUAUUGCAUUAAUUGAAUAGUCUUUGAUGUAACUCUUUAGACUCUUCAGUUCAUAUUAAAUACCCCUGGUGUGAAUACGUAUGUUUCCCUGUUCAGCAGCUUGGUGUGUUUUGUUUCUCAUCAUAAAUCCUGUAGUGAACACCUACCCAUUACACAGUGGUACAUGGUUGGUUGGUUUUCACACAGCUCCAUGCAUUUCUGCUGUAGAUUUUUGUUGUAAGGCUUUAGGGUUUGGUCUUUGUUUUUAAGAUCAGUUUAUAAGAUCAGAGAUUUCUAACCUCGGCUCAGUAUAUGAUAUUAUACCUGAGCUUCAAACUGACAGUAUUUCUCAGAUUUUCAGUUUUAGGAACGUAUACUAACCCUCUUAAUAUUGUUUGUUUGCCAGCUUGUGCCAUGUUGUUUGGAGAAUUUGUUGGAUAAGUUGAUAAAGGGCCUUUCUUUACCACAAAGUGCUUUUUACUUUACUUAUACUGUGCAGAUAUUUUAGCUUUUCUGUUUCUCUUUCUUUGUACUCGAAAUCCUUGAGUCAGAUUUACUAAGCUAUUUAUAGUGUUUCUUUUCUGGCUCUGUUUUCAGAUCCUUUGCCUGUUUUGUAACGGAAACAAAAAGUUUAUUGAUUUGGAAAAACUCCUGUUUUGUAUUUUUAUUUCUCAUCAUUUUUAGUCCUUUUUAUUUUGAUGAUAAAAGAAGAAAGUUUCAGUUUUGCAGUUUUAAUGCUAAAAUAUUUUAAGCUUAGUAAAUCUGUACAGUGGUUGCCUCUGUUAUAUUACCUUUACGUUGCACAUUAUAAUAAUAAUAAAAAAAAAAGUUCAGCCCUUUUUGUGGGUUUCUAACGUGAAGUAGCAAUAACUGUUGCCUUUCCAAAUGCCCAUUUUGUAUAGAGUCACAUUAUAUUACACCUUCAUUACCUACAUGACUAUGUACAAUUUAUGAUACAGAAGUUAAAGGAACAAUUAAAGGCAACAAAAGCGCCCUCGUUGAGACGUGAAGGAGAAGAAUAGUCAUUUGUAUGAGGGAUUUGAUGAUUUUAGGUUUUUGAAACAGUUUGGCAUGUUUAAACAGUUUUGUGGUAUUUAUAACUUGUGGCAUUCUUGAACUAAUGAAGUGCAAAUAAAGAUUAUAUUUAUUACCUA
Astyanax mexicanus (Mexican tetra) is the source of this 5655-nucleotide messenger RNA. RefSeq names its product RAB12, member RAS oncogene family (gene rab12). Gene Ontology annotation, molecular function: GTPase activity; GTP binding. Gene Ontology annotation, biological process: protein localization to plasma membrane; regulation of exocytosis; protein secretion. Gene Ontology annotation, cellular component: synaptic vesicle; plasma membrane; trans-Golgi network transport vesicle. NCBI's taxonomy places the organism in Eukaryota, Metazoa, Chordata, Actinopteri, Characiformes, Acestrorhamphidae. The record is from RefSeq and is a predicted model, not a curated record. The coding region runs from base 265 to 1005 and encodes 246 amino acids. The transcript is spliced from 6 exons.